Molecule: messenger RNA, 1970 nt
Organism: Labeo rohita (rohu)
Lineage: Eukaryota; Metazoa; Chordata; Actinopteri; Cypriniformes; Cyprinidae
Product: ribonuclease inhibitor-like
Exons: 12
Coding region: 313-1944 (543 amino acids)
Molecular function (GO): protein binding
Source: RefSeq, a predicted model, not a curated record
UCAGACUGCAGUAUCACUGAAGAAGGUUAUAAAGCUCUGGCUUCAGCUCUGAGAUCAAACCCUUCACACCUGAUAGAGCUGGAUCUCACAGGAAAUGAUCCUGGGCAAUCAGGAGUGAAGGAGCUCAGUCAUUUACUACAGGAUGGACACUGUUCAUUAAAGACCAUCAGGUUUUUGAAAAGUCCUGCUGCAGAGGAAGCUUGUGAGUAUCUCACUGGAGUUCUGGGUAAAAGUCCAUUACUACUGAAAGAACUGGAUCUGAGUGGAGAUAAAUUAGGAGAUCUGGAUGGGGAGAAACUCUCUGCUCUUUUGAUGGACUCUCAUAGCAAACUGGAGAAAAUAAUGCUGAAUAAUUGUGAGCUGACAGAGAAAAGCAGUUCAGUUCUAGCUACUGUUCUCUCCUCCAAAACCAUCCUGAAAGAGAUGAACCUGAACAACAGUCGUCUGCUGGACUCAGGAGUCAAAGAGAUCUGUGAGGGACUGAAGAAUCCUGUGUGUGAGCUGAAGAUACUGAAACUUUCAGACUGCAGUAUCACUGAAGAAGGUUAUAAAGCUCUGGCUUCAGCUCUGAGAUCAAACCCUUCACACCUGAUAGAGCUGGAUCUCACAGGAAAUGAUCCUGGACAAUCAGGAGUGAAGGAGCUCAAUGAUUUACUACAGGAUCCAAACUGUCAACUCAAGACACUGAGUCUGUGUAGAUGCAGAAUUACAGAGAAACAGUGUCUCAUCCUGACUUCAGCUCUGAAAUCAAACCCAUCACACCUGAGAGAACUGAACCUGAGCUGGAAUAAACUAGGAGACUCUGGAGUGAAAAACCUCAGUGAUCUACUGAUGAACACACAAUUCAAGCUGGAGAAACUAGAUCUGUGUAGAUGCAGUAUUACAGAGGAACAGUGUCUCAUCCUGACUUCAGCUCUGAAAUCAAACCCAUCACACCUGAGAGAACUGAACCUGAGCAGGAAUAAACUAGGAGACUCUGGAGUGAAAAACCUCAGUGAUCUACUGAUGAACACACAAUUCAAGCUGGAGAAACUAGAUCUGUGUAGAUGCAGUAUUACAGAGGAACAGUGUCUCAUCCUGACUUCAGCUCUGAAAUCAAACCCAUCACACCUGAGAGAACUGAACCUGAGCUGGAAUAAACUAGGAGACUCUGGAAUGAAAAACCUCAGUGAUCUACUGAUGAACACACAAUUCAAGCUGGAGAAACUAGAGUUAAGCAACUGUGAAAUGACAGAUGAAGGUUGUUCUGCUGUGACUUCAGCUCUGAAAUCAAACCCAUCACACCUGAGAGAACUGAACCUGAGCAGGAAUAAACUAGGAGACUCUGGAGUGAAAAACCUCAGUGAUCUACUGAUGAACACACAAUUCAAGCUGGAGAAACUAGAUCUGUAUGAAUGCAGAAUUACAGAGAAACAGUGUCUCAUCCUGACUUCAGCUCUGAAAUCAAACCCAUCACACCUGAGAGAACUGAACCUGAGCUGGAAUAAACUAGGAGACUCUGGAGCGAAAAACCUCAGUGAUCUACUGAUGAACACACAGUGCAAGCUGGAGAAACUAGAGUUAAAAUACUCUGAAAUGACAGAUGAAGGUUGUUCUGCUGUGACUUCAGCUCUGAAAUCAAACCCAUCACACCUGAGAGAACUGAACCUGAGAGGGAAUAAACUAGGAGUCUCUGGAGUGAAAAACCUCAGUGAUCUACUGAUGAACACACAAUUCAAGCUGGAGAAACUAGAUGUCUUUUGUUGCAGUAUUACAGAGGAACAGUGUCUCAUCCUGACUUCAGCUCUGAAAUCAAACCCAUCACACCUGAGAGAACUGGACCUGACUACGAAUCAAAUAAUAAACACAGGAGUGAAUCACUUAUGUGACGUACUGAAGGAUUCACACUGUAAACUGGAGAGAUUGAGGUCAGUAACAUUCACAUACAAGAAUCAAAAUGAUUAAAAUCACUUCAACAGUUUAAACCAAAA